AUGAAUCCCGAUAUAUCUCCAACCCUGUCACAAAAGCCCUGCGCGAAUUGCCGAAGGAGAAAGAUUGCAUGUGACAGGCAUCUACCGACCUGCAAAACAUGCUCAAGGAGGAAGCAGCAGUGCGAGGGCUACUCAAACACGCUCUCCUGGCCUGGAAUAAAUGAUCGGCGGAGGGCAUUGAAAGCCGAUAUUCCGGCUGGAGACAUUGCCGAACCUCUCUUCUUUCUCAAUACCUCGAGCAGGGAUGUUGCACUCUCCCUUCGUGUGUGUCUGACUCUUGAGCUUGAUAGUAUCCCGCCUUGGAUUCUACUCGCCAAUCCACGUACCCAUGCCGCUACCUGGCCCUACCCUUGGGACAUCUUUAACCCACAAUGCUGCACAGAAUACACGUUCGCCCUUCAGGUAGUGACCUCCCAUGGAGACCUUCGGCGAGACAUCUGCAAUCUCCUCUAUCGCAUGGCUGUUUCCGAUGAUGCCGCCCCGUCUCUGGCCGUUCGAAGUUCAAUGAAUGCAAUAUCUUAUUAUUCCUUGAAUCAAAUUGCAAUAUCCAAACAUCACCAGUUCCAAGCCAUUUCGGCGUUGCGGGAGGCAAUUACUCAAAUCACUGACUACAAGUCGAGGGCACAAGCAAUUGCAGCAAGUAUGCUUCUGAGUAUCUAUGAGAUCUUAAAUCAGCCGAAUGACUUGCAUGACAUGAUGCGACAGUGGACUGUCUACUUCAACGGUUGUCUCAUGAUCUUCCAAUCUUCCAACUUUUCUAUAAACACUUAUGAUGGCGAGGCCGAAACAUUACUAGACUGGGUAUCAUAUUAUUCCGUUUUCUUCAAACUCUGCAUCAUCCACUGGUUUCAAAGGCAAAGUAAGAGACAAGGGGUUGUGAAUCAUGAGACUACACUGUCUUGGGCCAUACUUCAACCUCGUUCCAGCGUGAUCAAGAGCUCAUUCGGCUGCUCUUUAGGAUUGCUUCGACUUCUCAACCGAUCUAUAGAGUUGGCUUGCUCCCGCAAUGAAAAUGAAAGCCUCCCCCUCAGUCAUGAAAUAUUGGCAACGGCAAACGACCUUGAGAAUCAGAUUGAGACUUGCCAACAAGUUGUUUGCGAUAAUGUCGACAAGACUGGUGACGACGGACCAGGAACUUGGAAGCACUAUGCAGCAGUUGCACGAUUAUUCCAACUCUCCGCGCUCAUUUAUCUAGAUCGGGUAGUGCGAGGACUACCUGCUUCUUCUCUUCUGUCCCAACAGUCGGCCAAGGAGGCGUUUGUUAUAAUGCAAGACCUAAAAUUAUGUGAACGACCAUUCCCGCUUCUUAUGCUCGCGUUGCAAGCGCAAGAAGACGACGAGAGGCGGAUAGUACUCACUGUGCUUCAGAAUGCCAUAAGCCAGAGAGAGCUCGGCGAUCUAACCAUGACGGAAAGCGUGGUUCGUACCAUAUGGGCCCAGCAAGACUUACAAGACGACCCCGACGUCGACGGGCUUGUCAUCCUUAAUCUCGCCUUCAGGGCGUAUGAGAAACCACCGUGCUUGAGUUUCCAUAGUUGGGCUUCUACCAAUAACAAGGUCUAG
Clonostachys solani is the source of this 1563-nucleotide messenger RNA. Lineage: Eukaryota; Fungi; Ascomycota; Sordariomycetes; Hypocreales; Bionectriaceae. The record is from the annotation of a GenBank genome assembly.